GCAUCUCUUCUCCUAUAUAUGAAGAGAGUGAGAAAUUAAGUGAGAUGAAAUGUAGAGAAAUAGGAUUCCUGGCUUUUGAUUUCCUGCAUAAGAAAUAGUAUUCUGGUAUUUCGUCGACUGAGAGGAGAUGGGGACGAGAACGCCAAGAGAGCAUAUUGAAUAUAUUAGGAGAGAGACAUUCUCCAUCGGAGGAAAACCAAAUCCCCUGGCGGGAGCUUUACAUCAGGCCGUUAAUUAUCUGUCCGCCGAGCUGUAUACUAAAGACAUCCAUUUCCUCAUGGAGCUUAUUCAGAAUGCGGAAGAUAAUGAGUACUUGGAAGGUGUGGAUCCGUCGCUGGAGUUUGUCAUCACAUCAAAAGACAUCACCACAACCGGUGCCGCCUCGACUCUCCUUAUAUUCAACAAUGAAAGAGGCUUCUCUGAGAAGAACAUUGACUCCAUAUGCAACAUUGGAGGAUCCACAAAGAAAGGGAACAGACAACGUGGAUAUAUUGGAGAGAAAGGUAUCGGAUUCAAGAGCGUAUUCCUCAUUACAAGCCAACCUUAUAUUUUCAGCAGUGGGUAUCAGAUAAGGUUUAAUGAAGAGCCACAUCUGGACUGCAAUCUCGGAUACAUUGUCCCUGAAUGGGUGGAUGAGAACCCAACUCUCUCCGACAUACAAAAAAUCUAUGGCAUUGAUAAAACCCUUCCAGCGACAACUAUAGUCCUGCCAUUGAAGUCCGAAAAGGUAAAAGCUGUGAAGCAAGAGCUCUCGAGAAUGCACCCUGAGGUCCUGUUGUUCCUUUCAAAAAUCAAACAGCUUAGUGUCAGAGAAGGCAACGAUGAUCCUCGGCUCAAUACAGUCAAUUCCAUCUCUAUUUCAAGCGAAACGAACUUCAAGAGGAGGAAGAACUUGGACGCGGAGUCCUACACUCUCCAUCUCUCAGCUGAAGAGCACCGCAAAGGGGAAGAGAGCAAAUGCAUUUACCAUAUGUGGAAGCAAAAGUUCCCAGUUAAAUUAGAAAACCAAAUCGAAAGGAGGAAGGAAGUUGAGCAAUGGGCGAUCACACUGGCGUUUCCCUUCGGGGAACGCCUCGAUCGAGGGAUGGGAACACCUGGCAUUUAUGCGUUUCUGCCGACAGAGAUGGUCACAAACUUUCCUUUCAUAGUUCAGGCAGAUUUCGUUCUAGCAUCAUCAAGAGAAACCAUACUCUUGGAUAAUGUGUGGAACAAAGGCAUUCUUGACUGUGUGGCCUCUGCUUUCAUCAAUGCUUUCAUCUCUCUUGUGAAAGAAACGGAGAAUGCACCCACAUCUUCCCUCCCACCAAUGUUCAAUUUCUUGCCAGUAAAAAGCUCUUCAUUCGUGGAGCUGAACACCAUGCGAGAGGCAAUAAGAGCGAAGGUGAUUGCGGAGAAUAUCAUACCAUGCGAGUCAUACACACAGCAAAAGCUAUUCUGCAAGCCCAGUGAAGUGGGCCGGCUAAUGCCAGCAUUCUGGAGCAUCUUGAUCAAGGCAAAGGCACAAGGCGUGUGCUUGCAGAAUCUUUCUUCCCACGGGACCUACAUUCUGAACUCAGCAUUUGAUGAGGCCGAAUACAAUGAUGUCCUGGGUUUCUUGGGUGUGGAGCCCAUCAACAAUGAAUGGUAUGCGAAAUGCAUCAAGAGCUCGAAUCUAGUAAUGGGUGUUUCCGAGGAUCUUUAUAUGGAGCUGCUGUCCUUUUUCGCAGACAAUUGGAAGAUUUUUGGGAAUACUGAUAUCAGGAACAUACCCCUCUUGAAAUACAUUGAUUGGAACUGCAAGCAAUCCUUGUGGAGCAUCAACAAUGCAACUGAGAUGCAUGGCAAUAGGAUAUGCUUUUCAUUCAGUAAGGCACAUGUUUCAUGGCUUAUCGAUUGCAACCAUGAAUUCCGAUGUGCCGCUGGCCGCUUCUUUAUCCCAAAAAGCACGGACAAUGCUUUCAGAUCAUCUCCAAAGCUCAAAACGAUAUGGGAAUGGCUUACACAGUACGCUAGCGUGGGCUGUCUGACUGUAUUUGAAUACGGCAAUCUUCUCACUAAUGCAGUGAGGAAUGAUAGAAAGCUUGUUAUAGCUUUUGCCCACUUCUUAUAUCACUCCCUCUCGAAGAAAUACCUGUCAGAUGGGGAAGUCUCUCAGCUGUGCGCUAACAUGCCGCUUGUAGAUAACUAUGGCCAGGUGACUGCAAAGAGGAGACAGGUCCUCGUCCCUGCUAAUGGAAGCAAGUGGGUCGGAUUGUUAGGUUUGAAUCCAUGGAGAAGAGAGGACUAUGUCGAACUGGGUGAAGAUUAUAUCCGGGAGGGCUAUUUUGCAGAUCUAUAUUCAUCCAAGAAACAGCUGAUGAAGUUCAUGGAGGUUCAUGUUGAAGCUUCUGACAUACCAAGUCUAUGUCCUCCUGACGCUGCUUUUCCUACUGUAUCAUCUCCGUUGACGAAGGAAAACACGUUUCUGCUCUUGGAAUGGAUUCAGAAGUUGAAACAUAGGGGGGUGCAGUUGCCCGGGAGGUUCUUGCGAUGCAUCAAGGAGGGGAGUUGGCUGAAGACAUCUAUCGGUUACAAGCCUCCCUCGGAGACAUUCCUAUCAAGCUCUGACUGGGGAAGCCUACUUCAGAUGGGGUCCGUGAUGGUCGAUAUCCCCUUGAUCGACCAGGAAUUCUAUGACUACAGGAUCAGUUACUACAAGGAAGAGCUGAAAACAGUCGGGGUGCUGUUCGAGUAUGGGGAAGCAUGCCAGUUCAUCGGCGACCGGCUCAUGAAGCUAGCCAAUUCCAUGAGGCUAACGAGAGCGAACGUGCUAUCGAUGUUGCAGUUGAUAAAAUUCAUGCGGGAGAAGUACCUGUUACCGGAGGAAUUCAUCAAGAGUGUCAAAGGCGGGCGUUGGCUAAGGACCACUCACGGUGACAGAUCUCCUGUGGGGUCCAUUUUAUAUGGACCCGAAUGGAAAGCUGUUUCGGAGAUCAGCAAUCUGCCCUUCAUCAAUAAAGAAUACUACGGUGAGGAUAUACUCUACUUUAAAUCAGAGCUUCAGUUGCUUGGUGUUGUAGUUAGCUUUGAUGCGAAUUACAGCAUUGUGGUCAACCACUUCAGAUUGCCCACGUCUUUAGCUUCUCUGUCAGCGGAUAGUGUUCUUUUGAUAUUGGAAUGCAUUCGAAAUUCGAGAUCAUCUGACCAGAUCACAGGGAAGCUUAGAGAUCAGAGAUGGGUAAAGACCAAUAGCGGUUACCAGUCACCAGCCAAUUCUUUCUUGUUUGAUCCUGAAUGGGGAUGCCUUUUGAAGGUUGUCAAUGGAUUGCCAUUGAUUGAUGAAGGAUUUUACGGGAGCAGGAUCCGCUCAUACAAGGAUGAGUUGAAAGCGGCCGGGGUAGUUGUAACGCUACAAGAAGUGUCUAAGGCAGUCACAUGUCAUUUCAAAGAGCUUGCAAGGAAGACUUCCAUUAGAAAAGAAAAUGUGCUAGCAUUACUAGCAUUUUACCGGCACCUAAAGGAAGCAAACCGCAACUUCCCCGCAGAGCUAUUCAACUGCAUACUCGAAGAAAAAUGGCUGCAGACCCGCUUCCUUGGCUUCCGAUCUCCAAAGGAAUCGAUACUGUUUGAUGCGGAAUGGGAAUCUAUCUGUCCAAUCGCGAUCCUUCCUUUCAUCGAUGACAGCGAAGCAUGCUAUGGACUAGACAUCCAUUCAUACAGAAAUGAGCUGAGGGAUUUUGGUGCCAUAGUCAAAUUCAAAGAUGGAUCAAGGUUCGUAGCUGGUGGUCUUAGUAUUCAGAACCCAAGCAGAGUAACUCCUGCAAGCGUGCUGUCACUGCUGAAAUGCAUUCGGUACUUACAGGAGCAGGGCAGCACCUUACAAGAGGAGUUCAUGCGACGGAUCAAUAAGAGGUGGCUGAAGACCCAUAUGGGUUAUCAAUCGCCCAGUGAGUGUAUGCUGUUCGAUUCGAAGUGGGUUUCUCUAGAACGCAAAGAUGGGCCAUUCAUCGAUGAAGCGUUUUAUGGGACUGAAAUUGCAUCAUAUCAGAAAGAGCUCGAUGCGAUCGGAGUGAUUGUGGAUGCUGAAAGUGGUUGCUCAUUGCUCGCAAGCUACCUCAGUUGCCAUUCCCAAUUUACAGUCAUAACGAGAAUCUAUGAAUGUUUGAGCAAAUUCAACUGGGUCCCAGACAGUAAAGAAGCUAGCUGGAUUUGGAUACCGAAUGGAAGCGAUAAGGGCGAAUGGGUGUGCCCGAAAGGCUGUGUGAUUCAUGACAAGGAUAAUCUCUUCGGUUUACGGUUGAAGGUUUUGGACAAGUAUUACAAGAAAGAUAUACUUUGCUUCUUCUCCAUGACACUCGGAGUAAGCUCAAAUCCCACAGUCGAAGAUUACUGCAGUCUGUGGAUUGAUUGGGAAAAAACGUGCCAUGAAAUGUCCUUCGAGGAGUGCUGCUCUUUCUGGGCAUUUGUGUCAAGACAUUGGAAUUCAAAGGUGGAGAAGCUUCUCUUGAGCAGCAUCUCAAAGGUGCCCGUGAAGACAGCUUCGGAGGGAAUCCGACUUGUCAACAAGCAAGAUGUUUUCAUCCCUGACGACCUGCUAUUGAAGGAUCUUUUGGAAGAGGCUUCUCAAGAACCGAUAUUCAUCUGGUAUCCACAACGGAGCUUGCCUUAUCUGUCUCGCAAUAAGCUCAAUAAGAUCUAUGGCAGCAUUGGGGUCCGAACCAUUUCUGAAUCCAUUCAAAAGGAUGAGUCUUCUGCAUCAAACAAGCUUGAAUUCGAGAAGUUAGAUCAGAAAUAUGUGAUGCUCCCGACUGGGUUGUUCCGAAUUGCACUUGGGUUUCUCUCAGAUCCUUCAUCUGAAAUGCCCAUGGAUGCAAGGCAUCGGACAGUGAAAAGCCUUCUCAGUGUCGAACUCUUCGUUUCGGAUGAACCCAUUACAGUAAGCUACAAUCUACCGCUGUCUUCAUUAAAGAUCAUCGAAACAAAAGCCACACGAAUGAUUCGUUGGGAUAGAGAGGAGUCAAAGCUCUUCAUUCAGAAGAUAGAUAGAUCAUCCCACAACAAAUCCAACAUCGAAUACGCCACAUAUUUCUCUGAAAUGAUAGCUGAUGGGCUGUUAUGGGAGGAUCCUGAUCGGAUUGCAGGCCUCCGUGAGCUUAUCAAGAUCGGCUGCUUGUUGGAAUUCAAGGAGGCGGCGGUCGACUUCUUGUUGAAGACUAAGAAUCUGCAGGUUUUCAUGGAGGAUGAGGAGUUCCUGAAAUCUGAAUUCUCAUCCGCAUAGUAACUUAUGAAGCAAGGUUUGUACUUAGAACUUUCUAUUUUUGGUUUUGCUUAUUUGAAGAUUGUGAUUUUCUGUUUUGUUUUUGUUUGGAUUUUGAAGCUUUUUUUGUGUUAAUGUAUAUAUUAGUGGAGGUUAGUUUCUGUUGGAAUUUCUUCUGUUUGUUGAAGACAAAGAUAAGCUAUAUGCCAGUACAAAUUCGUCC
Magnolia sinica is the source of this 5438-nucleotide messenger RNA. RefSeq lists its product as uncharacterized. NCBI's taxonomy places the organism in Eukaryota, Viridiplantae, Streptophyta, Magnoliopsida, Magnoliales, Magnoliaceae. The record is from RefSeq and is a predicted model, not a curated record. The coding region runs from base 128 to 5236 and encodes 1702 amino acids. The transcript has 3 exons.